Molecule: messenger RNA, 2619 nt
Organism: Calliphora vicina (urban bluebottle blowfly)
Lineage: Eukaryota; Metazoa; Arthropoda; Insecta; Diptera; Calliphoridae
Gene: ytr
Product: yantar
Exons: 3
Coding region: 261-797 (178 amino acids)
Biological process (GO): RNA splicing
Cellular component (GO): precatalytic spliceosome
Source: RefSeq, a predicted model, not a curated record
CGAAUUUGUUUAAUUUAGUUUUGUGGGAAAACGCGCGUGAAUGGUUUAGUUUUUUUUAGUUUUUAAGUUAAUGAAUUUGUAAGAACUAAUGCCGGUGUCGAUAUAAGUUUAAGCAAGACACAGCAUUUACAUUUGUUUUGUUGCAUCGUAAACCUAAGGAACAAAAGGAAGAAGCAUUAAACGUAUACCUAACGACGGCAGCGCUAAGGUAUUACAACUACAAUAUAAAACUUCACUAUAUUAGUGUAUGAAUAAUAAAGAUGGGUCGCAGUCCAUCUCCGUCGCAUAGAAGGCGUGAAAAAGAACGUUCCGAACGUAAAAAAAGAAGAGAACGCCGAUCACGAGAACGUGAAAGGGACCGCGACCCGGAGGUGGUACCAUCAAGCAGUACUGGCCGUACAUUAAGGCGCAGGUCACCGCAUCGCCACGACCGUGAUAGAGAUCGCAGCCGGAGCCGGAGUCGGGAAAGAGAACGUAGUGAAAGGAAUAGCAGACGACGGUCGAGGUCUCGUUCACAUGGUCAUGCUUCUACCUCAGCGUCAACAUCUACACGCCGCCGUGCUGGUACCAGUUCACGUGAAGAACGUCCCAAAAUUAGUGAAGCCGAUUUGGAGGGAAAAUCGCCUGAAGAAGUUGAAAUGCUUAAAACAAUGGGUUUCUGUACGUUCGACACAACAAAAAAUCGUAAAGUUGAGGGCAAUGAUGUCGGAGAAGUACAUGUAAUCCUAAAACGCAAGUACCGUCAAUAUAUGAAUCGUAAAGGUGGCUUCAACCGUCCUUUGGAUUUUGUAGCAUAGUUUUGUCAUAUAAAUGUCAGUCACAUAUGUUAUGCUACAAGCUAUGCUGCUUUCUAGUUUUAUUGUUAUUUUUUGUUAGCGAUGGUGAUGAUAAUGAACAAACAUCAUCACUUUCGAAACAAAAGCCUGCAAUUUUAUGCAAUAGACCGGUUUACAAAAUUUUCACAUUUUAUCAAAUCAAAAUUUCCAUCACAUACAAACCUACCUCUCUCUAGUUGUUAAAUAAUAGUAAUAUUUAUAGGACUAUAUCUUUUUAAAUCAUUACUUAAUUAUACAUACAUAUUUCUUUAUUAUUUCCAUCGUGUUACAAAAACGUUAUAAAUGUUAAGAUUGAAAAGUUAUUUCUUGAUACUUUACUGUUAUAUGGAAUUAUCAACAGGGGCCGAAUCGCAUUCAGUAUCGAGUAAAAUUAAUCGUAAUUUUCUUUUGAGAUUAUAUAUGGCAUUCGAUAUCGAACAAGAAAUUUAGUACUUUUUAUUAUAAUAUCUAUAAAGAAAUUAUUUAUCGAUACGAUAGCUCAUUCGAUCACGAAUGCGGUAAUUCGGCCCCAAAUUUAAAUUAACUUAAUAUGUUGUAAAUACAAUUUUCCAGAGUAUUUUAUGAUAAAUUUAUAUAUUCGUAAUUCUUUUUUUGUGCGUUCGUUUGAAUAAUAUUUAAUUUGUAAUUGGACAUUGAAACAAACAAACGAAACGUUACAUUAAAGUAUUAUAUGAAAAAAUACUUGUUAUGAAUUAACUGGUAUUUAUAAAUUCAUGAUACAAUUUUCAAAAAAUUUCCCAUUAAAAAUCCCCGUCAUACAUACACACAACACAAUCCUCCAUACACUGCAAUAGUACAACUUUUUGUUAAUUAGAUUUUAAUUAAAUUGUGAUUUUUUUUAUAAAAUAAUUACUAUAAAAAAAAACUUAUUUACACAAAUAACUCCAGCCCUAAAAACCCAAAUCCUACCCUACAUAUAAUCACACAUCCUCCACAGUCCCAUACAAUAGACCAAAUAUGCAAUAGCCAGGGAUUUUUUAUAUUUACACAUUGUUAAAUAGAACAGAUUUUUGUUUUGUUUUUUAUAUACAUUUAAAUAUGUAUACAUAAAUAAAUAAAUAAAAAUAACUGAAAUAAUCUACAAUAAAACUAAUAUAUAAUUUUAAGUGAUAUCAAAUCGUUUAUUGUAUAAAUAACAAACAGUUAACACUUAAUUCAAUCACAAGUGCCGAUACAAUUUAUUAUCAGUUAAACAAAAAGAUACAUACAUAUUUGCUUUCUGAACAAUUUUAUUAUUUACUUAUUCUUUCUUUAGACAGUUUUUAUUAUCAGCCAUUAUUUUACAAUAGUUGAAGUUUGGCUUAACAGGAUUAACAAAUUUUAUAUUUGGCUCAUAAUCUACUACAUAAAACAUAUACAUACAUACAUUUGUACAUAUGUAUGUAUAAACCUCUGCCCUUCGUUGGAUGGAAAUAUUUAAAAAAAUAUUUUAUUGAAGUCUUUAUUGAAGACAUAAAAACCAGUACGAAUAAAAAUUAAUCAGGUCAUACGCAUUUUCCCAGACAUCCAUUUAAUUAUGUAAAUCAAAAAUGCGUGUAACAAUUAUUUAACCAUUAUUCUUCUUCUGGAAAAAUGGAUUCCAAAAUGUUUAUUUUAAUGGAACGGUCUAAUAUUUAUGUAUAUAAUGUAUGUAUGUAUAUCACUAAUAAUAAACAUAUUUGUACUUUUAUUUUUUAAAGAAAUUGCAGGAUUUUUUUAUUUUUUAUAAACUAUAUAAAAUGUAAUAAUUUAUUUUUACUAUUCUGAUCAAUAAACGAUACAAAGAUUUUCUUUGGUAAUUAUA